AAGGGAGAGAGAGAGAGAGAAGAAACAGAAAGAAUACCUCAUAUCCUCAUCUCUCCAUCAAAUAAUUGAACUCUUUCUCUCUCCUCGCCGAUUCCUCCUUCAACUUUCUCUUUCCUCUCUCUCUCUCUCUCUCACUGAAACAAGAGCGCGAGGCGUGGGGCGGUGGAUGAAACGGAAUCGCCAUUGAUUUUCGAUCUUAUUUACAGGAUCUGCCACGCUUCAGGCCGAACUAAAAGAGAAGACUUCUAACCGUGAAAAAGGUGUAAACAAAUAAAAACAAAAACUCGAAGGAAAGAAACCCACAAAAAAAAAAAAAAUCCUCUGUCUUGAUCUGUUUACGGAUCAAUCUGAUUCUGGGUUGGUUCUCGCCGACGAGCGAGGAGCUUGAAGUCAGUUGAUGUGACGAGGAUUUGAUCUGGUAUUGGAUUGAAACCAACAAAGGAUUGAUUAAGUUGGGAUUUUGGAUUGGAUUUUUGCUGAGUUUUUAGGUCUUGGUUAAUGGAAGGUGAUGUGGGUGCGCAAGUCGCACCUCCAAUUUUCCUUCACCAACCCCACCCAAUUCGAUUCCAUGAUGGCCCAAUCCAUGCCAAGAAGCGAGAUUUCCCAUGGCAAAACCCUAACAAUUCCAGUUAUCAGCAACAGCAGAUCAAUCAGUGGAUCCCCAAUCCAAACACCAACUGGAACCCGAGGUUGUGGGAUUGGGACAGUUCCAAAUUCACUGCAAAACCAUCACAGAAUGCUCCCAACCUCCCAAAUCUUGGAUCCAAUGAUUCGCAAUCGAAACCGAGAGCAGAAGAGGCUGUAAAGGCGCAAAAUUUGCCAAAGAAUUUGGAAGAGGAUGGUGAGACGUUGACACUGAACCUUGGAGGGGGAGUUUACUCGGCAGCACAGGAGCAGGCUGUGAGGCCAAGCAAAAGGGUUAGGUCAGGAUCUCCGGGCAGCAGGGGAAACUAUCCAAUGUGCCAGGUUGAUGAUUGUCGAGCAGAUCUAUCGGGUGCUAAGGACUAUCAUAGAAGGCAUAAAGUUUGUGAGAUUCAUAGUAAGACGACGAGGGCUCUUGUAGGGAAGCAGAUGCAGAGGUUCUGCCAACAGUGUAGCAGGUUUCACCCCCUAUCAGAAUUUGAUGAGGGGAAGAGGAGUUGCCGGCGUAGGCUUGCUGGCCAUAACCGAAGGAGGAGAAAGACUCAGCCGGAGGAUGUUUCGUCUAAGCUAUUAACGCCUGGAAAUAGGGAGAAUAUCGCAAAUGGUGGUGUUGAUAUCGUCAAUUUGUUGGCCGUUCUGGCUAAAUUGCAAGUUGCAGGUAAUAAUGGUGGUAAGCUAGCCAGUGUCCCUUCUGUUCCUGAUAAAGACCGGCUCGUCCAAAUUCUUAGUAAAAUAAACUCCUUAUCUAAGAACGCAGCUCCAAAGUUGACUGGUUUUGAUCUAAAUGUUUCACAACCUGCGCAAGAGUCUAUUGAUCAGUCAUGCAAAACAAAUGCGAAUCAGACUGCUCCAUCAACCACCGACUUGCUUGCAGUUCUCUCUUCAGCACUUGCAGCAUCAGCAUCUGAUGUCCUUGCUUCUUUAUCGCAAGGGAGCAGUUACAGUAGUGGUGAUGAUAAGACCAAAAUGCCCUCUGUGGAGACCGCGACUGAUGCUAAUUCUCAUAGCAAGCCAGCUCAAAACUUUCCUUCGGUUGGGAAUGGGCGGCCACCAUUGGACUCUUCUCACCGUCCUCGUCAAGAACCAAAACAAACUUUGCCAUUGCAGCUUUUUGGCUCGGCUGAAGAAGAUAGUCCUCCGAAAUUUGCAUCUUCUGUGAAAUAUUUCUCCUCUGAGAGUAGUAAUCCCAUGGAUGAAAGAUCUCCUUCGUCUUCUCCUCCAGUGGCUCAAAAGCUCUUUCCUCUACAUUCUGCAGCUGAAAGGAAGCAUGAGAGGAUGUCGGUUUGCUGGGAGGAUGAUGGUGCUGUUGAUGCAAGCACAAGUCAUCGGUGGUCAACUCCAUUGGAGCUCUUUAAGGAGUCGGAAAGACAAGCUGAGAAUGGGGUGGUUCAUAGUAUACCAUAUCAAGGGGGCUACACUUCAUCCUCAGUAUCAGACCACUCACCUUCGAGUUCAAAUUCUGAUGCUCAGGAUCGUACUGGGAGAAUAAUUUUUAAGCUCUUUGAUAAGGAUCCCAGCAAAAUUCCUGCAGCUCUCCGGAGUCAGAUUGUCAACUGGCUCGCUCACAGCCCAUCGGAAAUGGAGAGCUACAUUCGACCUGGCUGUGUUGUCUUGUCCAUUUAUGCAUCGAUGCCAUCAUUUGCUUGGGAUGAACUUGAAGGAGAUCUUCUUCAUCGGAUCAAUUCACUUGUCCAAAAUUCUGAUUCAGAAUUUUGGAUAGAUGGGAGGUUUUUGGUCCGUACAAGUAGACAACUAGCAUCACAUAAGGAUGGUAAAGUCCGUCUUUGUAAAUCUUGGAGAACAUGGAGUGCUCCUGAGAUAACCUCUGUCUCACCUGUUGCUGUUGUGAGUGGGCAGGAAACCUCCCUAGUUCUAAAAGGUCGCAAUUUGACCAUUCCUGGAACCAAAAUCCAUUGCACAUUUAUGGGGGGAUACACUUCAAAAGAAGUUCUUGGUUCAGCAUAUCCCGGCACCAUUUAUGACGAUGCUAGUGUGGAGAGUUUUACGCUUCCUGGAGGAAUUCCCAAUUCUUUCGGCCGCUGUUUUAUUGAGGUGGAAAAUGCUUUCAGAGGGAACAGCUUUCCUGUUAUUAUAGCCAAUUCUAAUAUCUGCCAAGAGUUGAGAGCCCUUGAAUCCGAGUUUGAGAACGAAGUAGGAACUAGGGAUGUUACUUCUGAAGAACAAACUCAGGAUAAUGGGCGCCCCAGGUCAAGAGAGGAUCUCCUUCACUUUCUAAAUGAACUCGGUUGGCUUUUCCAAAGAAAGAAUAGCAUUGAUCCUCGGUUCAUGGAUUUCUCCACUACCCGUUUCAAGUUCCUCUUGACAUUCUCAAUAGAGCGUGAUUGGUCCUCUCUCAUCAGAACUCUUCUUGACAUACUAGCAGAGAGAAGCUUGAACAAUGAUACCUUAGCGCAGGAAUCACUAGAAAUGCUUCUCGAGAUUCAGUUAUUAAACCGAGCUGUAAAGAGAAAGUGUAGAAAGAUGGUUGACUUGCUUCUCAGUUACUAUGUGAUUAUGGGUGAGCCUGAGUGCAGUGGUUCCAAGAUCUAUCUUUUCCCUCCAAAUUCGGUUGGCCCUGGUGGAAUAACCCCCUUGCAUCUAGCUGCAUCAACACAGGACUCUGAGGACAUGGUUGAUGCUUUGACAAAUGACCCACAAGAGAUUGGUAUGAACUGUUGGAACUCAAUUCUAGACGAGAGUGGGCAGACUCCUUACAUGUAUGCAUCGCAAAGGAACAACCACUUCUACAACAGGCUCGUGGCUAGGAAGCUCGCAGACAGGAAGAAUUGUCAAGUGUCAAUAAAUGUCGAAGAUGAGAUAUCAAUGGACAAGUCUUGGAUCGUCGGUGAAGGAGAGAAAGUAGAUACUGUGAGAACACUUGAAGUAACCUCUUGUUCUAAAUGCGCCUUCAUGGAAAAAGCACGGGGCAAACGGAUUGGCCAUACCCGUGGGUUGCUCGAACGCCCAUAUGUGCAUUCGAUGCUCGCCAUUGCUGCAGUCUGUGUUUGUGUCUGCUUGUUCUUCAGAGGCUCGCCUCAAAUUGGCUCAGUUGCUCCCUUCAAGUGGGAGAAUUUGGACUUUGGCCCAAGAUAAUCGAAAACGGGGGUAAUUUGUUCUGGUGUUGGUGUUUAUUACUACUACAUAUUAAUGCAUAUGCUUAUCUUGCUUUCAUCUUGCAGCUUACCCUUUUUUUGUCUGUUAUUUAUGUUGUUCUUUAUGUGUAUCAACAAGAGAGUGCUAUGAAAUUAAAUUACAUGGUGAUGAUAGAAGUAAAGAACAUUUUUUUGUUCUGUUUUUUAGCUCUGUAUUUUACUAGAAUAGAUUCAAUGACACCAUGACAUAUUCUUUUGUUCGUUUA
Messenger RNA from Asparagus officinalis (garden asparagus), 4000 nucleotides. RefSeq names its product squamosa promoter-binding-like protein 15. NCBI's taxonomy places the organism in Eukaryota, Viridiplantae, Streptophyta, Magnoliopsida, Asparagales, Asparagaceae. The record is from RefSeq and is a predicted model, not a curated record. Gene Ontology annotation, molecular function: DNA binding. The coding region runs from base 499 to 3735 and encodes 1078 amino acids. The transcript has 11 exons. Gene Ontology annotation, cellular component: nucleus.